AGAAGAAGCUGAGAUAGCUCCAACUAACACUGAUGCAGAAAACUUGGGGGUGGGUGUGUCAGACGUAUUCACGGGCCAAAAGUUUGUCAAUGAGGCACAAAUCGAUGCAGAAGCUGCUGAUCACACAGAGCAGGUCUCAAAAGAUGGUCAUUUAUCUGUGGAUGCACCAAUAAUUACUGGUCAAGUCCCAGUUAACCAUGACAAUGAUGCUGAUCGCCAAAUUACUGUCCAUGAACCAAUUAGCCACACAGAACAGUGUACCACCGCAGAGCAAUUUCAGUUGGAAGAUGCCAACACACCUGAAUCCUUAGUAUCCUUCGGUCAGCCAACACAAGAAUGGGAAGUUAGCCAACAACUUCGAGAUGCUAAUAUUCACCCAGACAGAACCCCCCAUUUUGAUACUAGAGAGCCAUCCCACAAAGUGUGUAUUAGGAGUGGCAGUGAAAUCAUCAAAUUACCUCACACUGGAGCGGAGGCUCAACCUACCAACCUACAGCAGUCUGCCUCCACUGCACAACAGGCUGCCCACACUAUCCAGGUCUCUGAUGCAUCUGCUCUACAGCUGUCUCCCAGGCGCUCGGCGAGAUUUAAAAAAACAGAUGUUUCUACGGAAAAACAUACACUUGUUCGCACCGCCAAGAACAUGGAGAAGGACAAAACCAAUGUCCCAAGCUUUGUGAACCCCAACCAAUUCGGAGCUCCUGGAAAUGUUCUGCAAUGCGGUCAACUACCAGUUAUCGUAAAGAGGAUCAGGAAGAGACCAUUGAAGAUCAUUUCUCCAUUUAAAUUACAUCCUGUUAAGUCUACCAUUUCUCUCAACCACGCCCGAAAACUCCGUGACAUAGUAAUCAACGACCUUGAUCUCAAAAAGACUGGACUUCUUGCUUACGAACCUUCUAAGUUAUAUCUUACUGGCAUGGAUCUCGCAAAAAGCUUCGGCGAUGGGGCAUCAAUGCUACCCAGCUUGAUGGAAUACUACAUAGACAUUCUGCGUCACGAUGAGAUUAAAUUAAGGCCCACGUCGGCUGGGUACAGGAUGUUCCUUCGUUGGUCACUAUCGUUCCACCUUAAUGUCGAUGCUCGGCACGAGACGCAAUCCUUCAAUCCUACUUUCAUUGAGGCACUAUUAAAGGAAGACCUCGCGGAUAAAGACCCUCAAGAUGUUCGCAUGAUAUUAUGGGUAUCCCAUCAGGGCAGUCAUUUCUCAGUUUAUUGUGUGAAUCGUGUUCACAGACGGAUUGACAUCCUCGAUUCAGUUGACUGGAGCACACAACAGACUACAUUUGAGGAUUUUCAUAAGCCGUGGGGUCCUAUUGCUGUCGCCAGACUCAAUGAUGCUUUUUUAAAAGUUACUGAGGGGAAGUUCGACAACUUCUGCAAGUGGCCUAUUGCUAGAUUUCCAACCCCCAAACAACUUGCCAACGACUGUCCUUUCUUCUGUUUCAAAUUCCUGAAAUUUUAUGAUGGCGAGGAGAAUCAAUUACGAAUCAAAAUCGACCCAGAGAAGUUUAGUGAUUACAGGUCGGAGGAGCUUGCAUACAUGGUGUUCCAUGAAUUGAAUUUAUUUCGUCAGCUACCACCUCAAAUUGAAGUUUUGAGGAAGGCUAUUACAAAAGCAUAACCAGUUGCCGGCACUAGCAAACCAAAAUGUUUCGCGAGGGGAGUCACAAGCUAGCCAUGUUUAUUUCCAUAUCCACCAUGAUUACUUUCCCGACAGAUAUUCGUCCUAAUGUAAACCUAAGUGACGGAGAAUAUUAUUGUACUGCUUUCCGUACUUGCUUCUGCAUUACUGUAUUUUGUAUUAUCUAAUCGUAUAUUAGGUGGCACAAUCGAUGGCUGCAAUGUGCAUUAAUGUUUUAUAUA
Messenger RNA from Triticum aestivum (bread wheat), 1863 nucleotides. RefSeq lists its product as uncharacterized. The transcript has 11 exons. NCBI's taxonomy places the organism in Eukaryota, Viridiplantae, Streptophyta, Magnoliopsida, Poales, Poaceae. The record is from RefSeq and is a predicted model, not a curated record. The coding region runs from base 644 to 1621 and encodes 325 amino acids.